Messenger RNA from Linum tenue, 4074 nucleotides. The record is from the annotation of a GenBank genome assembly. Lineage: Eukaryota; Viridiplantae; Streptophyta; Magnoliopsida; Malpighiales; Linaceae.
UUAAGGGAUUGCACCAUUUGGACUGUUGCUUUCCUGCUCUUUAUAUAUGAUCAACACCUUGCCAUCUAAUCCAAACAAAACCCUCACCAGCUCACAAAGAGACAGAGACUUCUUCUACCUGCAGGCUUGCCUUUGGAACUUGGUCCUUCUGCAUUUCUUCCAUUUCCUUUCAGAAGGGCAUAUACUUCUUGAACUGCCUUUUGUUGAGAACUUGUUUUGUUAGAAGUGAAAACAGAAAUGAUGGGUUUCGAAGAACAGCUUAUUGGAGUGGGAGUUGGAUUGGAAGAGUUCACCUUUCCUCACUCGGACCCUCUUGUUUUGGAACUCAACCGUCUGCAGAAUCUACUCAAAGAGAAAUAUAGAGAGCUGGGGGUUAGUCAUGGAGAAAUCAAAGGUUUGAGAACUGCUGAUGCAUUGAAGGACAAGGCCAUAGAAGAGCUGAGGAUUCAGAUGACCAGACUAGAUGAGAAGCUACGUGCCUCGGAGAAUCUAAUCGAGAACAAGAACCUGGAAAUCAAGAAGCUAGUGGACGAAAAGAAAGAGGCUUUAUCGGCACAGCAUGCAGCAGAAGCAACUCUCAGAAGGGUUCAUGCGAAUCUCAAGGAUGAUGAUUCUCCUCCCAUCCAAUCUCUUCUCGCUCCCCUGGAGGCGGAGAUCAAGAUGUACAAGAACGAGAUUGCAGCAUUGCAGGAAGACAAGAAGGCGAUGGAACGUUUGUCCAAGUCGAAAGAAUCAGCUCUACUUGAAGCUGAGACAAUCCUGAAGAGUGCACUGGAGAGGGUUUUGAUAGUUGAGCAAGUUCAGAACCAAAACUAUGAACUGAGAAGACAGAUUGAGAUUUGUCAGGAAGAGAACAGGAUUCUCGAGAAAACGAAUCGACAGAAAGUUGUGGAAGUUGAGAAGCUCAGUCAGACCAUUGGAGAGCUUGAAGAGAGUGUUCUAGCAAGUGGAGAAGCUGCAAAUGCUGUUAGAGAUUAUAAGAGACAGAUCACUGAACUGAAUGAUGAGAAGAAGACGCUGGAGAGGGAGCUGGCCAGAGCUAAAGUGUCUGCGAAUCGGGUAGCGACAGUUGCGGCGAAUGAAUGGAAGGAUGAGAAUGAUAGGGUAAUGCCUGUCAAGCAAUGGCUUGAAGAGAGAAGGCUGGUGCAGGCAGAGAUACAAAGACUGAGGGACAAGCUUAUAGUUUCAGAGAGAACAGCCAAGGCUGAAGCACAACUUAAGGAAAAGCUCAAGUUGAGGCUGAAGACACUGGAAGAAGGGUUAAAGCAAGCUUCCAGCAUCGCAGCCAACUCUAAUAAGUUCCGUGAGUCCCCUAAACGAGAAAAACAUGGCAGCAGCAUCUUGGGGUUCUUAGCAAGCAAUGCAGGGCUAAGGAAGAGAUCUGCAUCACAGCCAAGGGCUUCCAUGGUUGCUGGUAGAGGGUUACUCCUGCAGCAAGCAAACAUGGAAACUGAGAGGAAAGAUUCGAGGAAGCAAGGCUCCAGCGAAAGCAUGGUGAGGAAGAGUUUGUGGGCAUCUAGAAGUAGGGUUGUAGAUAGCACUGGAAAGGAAAAUGCAGAAGGGAGAGCAAAUGCAGAUCCUAAUGCUGAUAAGAACGUGAAGGAUAUUGAAAAUGCAGAAGCAGCUAAUGAGGCACUACAAGAGAAGGGAAGCAAGAGUCCUAGAGCUGAAGAUUCGGUUUCAGGGUUCUUGUAUGAUAAACUGCAGAAAGAGGUGAUAAAUUUAAGGAGAGCUUGUGAGGCUAAGGACAACAGUUUGAUUGAGAAAGAUCAACAGACACAGAUGCUGAUGAGGAAAGUUGAUACCUUGACAAGAUCCAUCGAAGUGGAGUCCAAGAAGCAGUCGGGAAUCGUAGCAACCGAGUGAGCUUUAGUGACGAAUGCUAAUGCCUAGACAGCAGCUACCACUUCAGCUUCUUUUCUGGCUUCCAACCAAGCUUCAGCAGCAACCUUGGUUGUUAAAAACCAACCAACUUUAUCAGGAGCUUCAUGAAACGGAGCAUUCAGCUCAUUCAAGUGAGACUCAAACACACUAGCUAACCCCUUGUCUGAGUACUUGUGCUUCCCAUGCCCAGUAUUUAUUCCUAGUACUGGCGGUAGCACUUCUCCAGAUUCCACUGCUUUGGUCAAGUCGUUUAUCCAAACAUGUAGUGCAGUUAGAGCUGCCCCAAGUGAUAGACUCUUCAAGUAUAGGGACCACUGAGUUGUGGACUUCGACUGUAUGUCUGUAUAGAUCUCCAGCGUUAGUCCUAAGUCCAGCAACUCGCAAGCUCUCUCCAACGAGUUGAGAUUCACACAGAGAUCAAUUAGGCAGUUGCAGUAAGCCUUUUUCACGUCAGCAGCAACCGAGGUAAAAAGCUCAGCUGCUUGCUCCUUGAAGUUACCCUCAUGGUUAUCUUGUACCAGAAGUUUGACCACAGAACCAAGCUUGGGGUUACCCUUCUCGACACAUUCAACAAGCUUACCGAGCUCUUCCACUGGAGUUUGAGUAACCACAUUCAGAAGGCACCCACAGAACCUGUCGUCUGGUGUAAUUCCUAACUCGAGGAGACGGUUAAAGGUCUUGACGACAUCAUCAGUUUGCUGAGCUUUACCAUAGCACUGGAUCAUUGAGGUUAGAACAAAAAGAUUAGGCUCGAAACCAGCUUCCACCAUUGCAUUCAAAGCAUUCUCUGCCUCAGACACUCUGCCACUGCAUGAGAAUAUGGUGAUUAAAGAUGAGAAUGUCCAACUAUCGGGCUCCACUUUACAGCUCUUCAUGUCCUCGAAAAUCCUGGAAGCUUCAUCGACAUAACCAAGAUCAGCACACAUUGACAAUAAAGUAUUGUAGAGAACUACAUUCAAUUCCAUGGAUUUCUCCUUCAUCUCUCUGUACACGACGAGAGCAUCCUCUCCAUAUCGAGCUCUACCAUAAGCACGCAGGAGAGCUGCAUGGGUCGCAAAUGUUGGGGUAAGUCCAGAAUCGAUCAUCUCCUUGUAGAUUAUCUUGGCCUUCCAAGGUCUCUUGGCUCUACCCAUGGCAUCCAGCAAAGUAUUCAAGGUAACCACGUUUGGUUUAACGCCAAGAGCCUUCAUUUCCUCGUAAACAUUCAAGCAUCCAUCAUAGUUCCCGGAAAUACCAUAAAUCUUGAUCAAUGUUGAAAAUGUCACAGCAUCAAGUCUCCACUUCUCUGCUCGAGCACGAUCAUACAAGUUCAAAGCUUUUUCCACAUUGCCAGCUCGGCCAUAAGCAUCAAUCAUUGUGGAAUAAGUAACAUCAUCCGGUGUAAUCCCGAAGCUCGACAUCUUCUCAAACCACUCCACUGCCUUCUCAGGCAAAUUACACAUCCUUGCACAGCUAAUCACUGUCGAAAACGUGACAUUAUCCGGCUUCACCCCUCUCUGAAGCAUUUCAUCAAACAGUUCCUCGGCUUCACUCAUCUUCCUACACUUCCUCAACACCUUCAUCGUCACAUUAUACAUAACCUCCUCCCGGUUGAACUUCAGCUUAUCCCUAAAAUACCUCAUCGCAAGCAAAGCCGCUGCAGGGUUCGUCAUGUUAUUGACCACAACCACCGCAUCCUGCUCCAACAAAUUAUGUCCUAGCCCAUUCAAAACUCUCGAAACUUCCUCCACGCUCGCCUCGCACGAAUUCAAAUCCUCGGAGGCUUUAACGAGAGAAGAAUACCUAGCAUCGUAUGACUUUCUGCGGAGCUCGGAAGCUUUGGCGCUUCUGGGAUUCACCCAGACGUAGGAUUUUGACGAAGUCCCAGCUGCUUUUCCAAUUGGGUCCCUGACAUUUUCCUCCUCCUUUGCGGAUUGCUGCGGGACAGAGUCGCGUAGAGAGACAUGGGUGGUGGUGAGCUGCAGGAGCGAAGAAGGCUUCAAUUGAGGCGGGAAAGUUGGAAGCUUUGUGAAAUAAUAGGUUGAGGGCUUUGUUUUUGGGUCUCGGGACGGAGAAGAGAGCGAAUUCCAGAGCGGUUGAUAGAGCGAAGAAGACGAAGCGCAGAGAUUAUACGCCAUUUCUGCUGCUGCUCUGUUUUCUCAGAGCUUUAGAGAGGAAGCGAACUAGAGAAGUAUCUUAUCAACUGAACUG